Messenger RNA from Cadophora gregata, 1540 nucleotides. RefSeq lists its product as uncharacterized. Lineage: Eukaryota; Fungi; Ascomycota; Leotiomycetes; Helotiales; Ploettnerulaceae. Gene Ontology annotation, molecular function: monoatomic cation transmembrane transporter activity. Bases 6 to 1400 code for a protein of 464 amino acids. The record is from RefSeq and is a predicted model, not a curated record. Gene Ontology annotation, biological process: monoatomic cation transport; transmembrane transport. The transcript is spliced from 8 exons. Gene Ontology annotation, cellular component: membrane.
UUCAGAUGGAUUCUCGGAAAGACGAAAAUAAGCAGGUUGAGCCUGCUCGCUCUUCCUCCCCUGCCCCGACUCCUAUUCAAACACCUCCGGCACAACAUUCCACUUUUCAAUCAGACUCUUCGAUAAAGUCAAUACAGAAGCCUGUCACUACCAUUAUCGACGAAUCUGACCCAAUCGAGCCUAUAUCAGUAACCGAGAGCUCCCUCGAGAGGGGAAACACUUCUUCCUCAAUCGAGUCUGACCCUUACAUGCUGAAAGGAUAUAUCCGAGAUGAUGUCCAGAGCAAAUUCACUCAGCAAGUGGUCCCAACAAAGGCAGGUCGAAAACAAAGAAAGGUCAAGAAGUAUUACAAUCGUCAAAAUGCUCUCAUUGAUGCCUAUCUCGGCAGCGGCGAGGAAGAACAGUUCGAAAUUGACGACGCACUGAAGAAUGGCGGCAAAGUAAGAUUUGCAGUCAACGCCAGUUUCGUGUGCAACUUUGGCCUUUUCAUUAUUCAAAUGUACGCAGCUGUAUCAACCGGGUCACUGUCACUGUUUGCCACAGCAGCAGAUGCAUUUAUGGAUUUAGUCAGCUCCAUCAUCAUGUUGAUUACGUCUCGAUUGGCAGCUAAGCCCAAUAUGCAGAAGUUCCCAGUGGGUCGCAAGCGAGUUGAGACUGUCGGAAUCAUCCUCUUCUGUGCUCUCAUGACUACGGUCUCUGUCCAGCUGAUCAUCGAGUCUGUUCGCAGCUUGGUGCGUGGUGCUCACGAAUCAGAAGCACUCCACAUUAUUCCAAUUGUAUUUGUUUGUGUCGCAAUCUUUGCAAAAGGAUGCCUUUUCGUCUACUGUUUCAUCUUGAGAAGAUACCCCGCUGCAGGAAUUUUCAUGAUUGAUCAUCGCAACGAUAUCGCAGUCAACAUCUUUGGUUUGAUCAUGUCAGUCGUUGGCAGUCGCUACAAUGUCGUAUGGUUCCUAGACCCUACCGGUGCAAUCUGUAUCGCUUGUUUGAUCUUGUACUCCUGGGCAUCUACUGCUUUCGAGCACAUGUGGUACCUGGUGGGGAAGUCUGCGCCUCAAGAUUUCCUCAACAAGAUGGUGUAUGUGUCUGUCACGCACGACAAGAGAAUUCUGAAAAUCGACACGGUCCGAGCAUACCAUGCCGGUGACAAAUAUUACGCCGAAGUUGACAUCAUCAUGGACCGUAACGAGACACUUCAAGUAACUCACGACGUUAGCGAAACUCUGCAGCGAAAGCUCGAAGGACUGGGAGACGUCGAACGCGCAUUCGUCCACGUCGACUACGAAGAUUCCCACGACAUCGCAACUGAACACAAAGCAUUGUACGAAGUCAAAGUCAAGGAAGAAAAGGAGCCAUUCAUGAAGAGGAUACAACAGAAGUUCAAAUCGAAGUCGAGCGAGUGACAAGGGAAGAGCGUUGAUGAGGGGUUCUGGGUAAAUUAAUGUGGCGACACUGGUUGUCUGCGAGCUGUGAAGCUGUAAAAGUAUUGAUUGUACGAUGAUGCGAAUACUGGCUAUAAUGUUACAAAAGUAUAUAAUGAAAA